Messenger RNA from Limulus polyphemus (Atlantic horseshoe crab), 1026 nucleotides. RefSeq lists its product as uncharacterized. The coding region runs from base 403 to 846 and encodes 147 amino acids. The record is from RefSeq and is a predicted model, not a curated record. NCBI's taxonomy places the organism in Eukaryota, Metazoa, Arthropoda, Merostomata, Xiphosura, Limulidae. The transcript has a single exon.
GACAGGUUCUCCCUCUUUCGGAGCUUUUUAAAAUAAAUCUUUAGUAAACUCUCCCCGCACUACAAAUGACUGAUUUAAUAAACACAGAAUGGCGUCAUUCUUUCUUCUCUCAGAGUCUACCAAGACCAGGAAACAUUAGCUUCAACCGAUGACGUCUCUUCUUCAGUAGAACGAGAGAACAUAGCAGCAGAUUCCGAUCUUCUCGAGAACCAUCUUCUUCAUCAAAGAAGAGAAUCCCCGAGAAAGCAAGUGUCCUCGUGGUUAAGGAAUAAAACAGUAUGUCAAGAAAGUGGCCAACCUUUGGACCUCAUUAUUCCCCAACAAGAACGACUUUUGGUGUGUUCUAGAAUAUGUUCACAUUCUUUACCAUCCAGGUCUGUUGUCCAACCAUCGGACAUCACGAUGUCGCUUUCCAGUUCUUCAGUGUCUUCUUCCUCCUCUUCAUUACCUCGUCGCCAUGAUCGUAUCUCCAGUUUUAGCCUUAACGAUCUUUCAUCGAUUGGAUAUCAACACAAAAAGGUCGCGGAAAGGUGCAUCAAAAAGUUUAUUUCCUUUACAGACCUUAGGACCUUAAAGAGUGGAGAACGUCUAGAUGAACUCAGUGCUGUUGAUCGUUACGAAUACAGGAAUUUCAACUUGAAUCUUCCCAGCCAUCGGUCUGCCCUUUUACUUCAAAACGCCUUGGAUGUUCAACAUCUCUACUCAAUGCCCAAAGAUGACAUUAUACGAAUGUGGAGAAUCACGGAGAGGCAGAUGUUUAACACAUUAAGAGAGGCCUUGAAACAAAAAGCAGAAUUAGAGGAGAAGCUCUCGUUUCUUCAGAAGGCUCUUCUACGUCCACCCUGAAGAAGAAGAAAGUAAACGUUCCAUAGUGAGAACCACCCGCUAGGACUAAACAUAUACACCACGUAUGUUUUUGCUUCUCUUUUUUCAUACAGCUACAACCUAUAGGCAAGACUUUCAACCAAAAAUGUUUUUGUGUGUGAAAAGUUAUGCAACAUUCAGAUUGACUUGAAAGUUGAAAUG